Molecule: messenger RNA, 1210 nt
Organism: Cololabis saira (Pacific saury)
Lineage: Eukaryota; Metazoa; Chordata; Actinopteri; Beloniformes; Belonidae
Gene: pvalb6
Product: parvalbumin 6
Exons: 5
Coding region: 250-579 (109 amino acids)
Cellular component (GO): cytoplasm; nucleus
Molecular function (GO): calcium ion binding
Source: RefSeq, a predicted model, not a curated record
UCUCACCUCCAGCGAGCCGGAGCACCCUCCUCCUCUUCCUCCUCCUCCUACUCCUCCUCUUGGUUUGUUCAACCCGCCUGCUCUAGUCCACUUUCCUCUCUCUCUCCUUCUCUGCUGUCUCUUCCUCUCUCUUUCUCUCUGUCCUCCACUUCUCUUCAGCUGCCAGAAGCCUAGCAGGCUCGCCACUCUUCAUUCACGUGAGGAUCCAGAAGUGCUCCGGAGGAACACCUUGUCACAGAAGCAGCUGAGAUGGCAAUGACCAGCAUCCUCACCGCUGAUGACAUCAAGAAAGCUCUCGAUGCAUUUGCAGUUGCUGAUUCUUUUGACCAUAAGAAAUUCUUCGAGAUGGUGGGUCUUAAGUCCAAGUCCUGCGAUGAAGUGAAGAAGGUCUUCACGGUGCUAGAUGCCGACAACAGCGGCUACAUAGAGGAGGAAGAGCUAAAAUUCGUCCUAAAAGGUUUUUCCAAAGAUGGCAGGGACCUGACAGACAAAGAGACCGUAGCCUUUUUAAAAGCAGCCGACAAGGACGGAGACGGCAAGAUUGGAGUUGAUGAAUUUGCUGCCCUUGUGAAAGAAUAAACAGACACCUGAAUCACGCUGACCCCCCCCCCCCCCCCCCCCAGCCCAUCAGCACAUCCUGACCCCGGCCUCACCGCCUCCCCCACCUCACCAGCUCCCCCGCCCGCCACACUGAAGUUACUUCACUACAACCGCUUCUCUCCUCCACCUCCCCUGACUGCUGUUCUCACAGAGUGCAAUGCCACAGGGAAGAGGGCUCCAGCUACAUAUUAAAUACCCCAUAGCAGCAUUUCCCCUAUUUAUUUGAUCCUUUUUAUACAAACUGCUGUUGAUUUUGUUCAUAUAUAGAUACGAAACACACCUGCAGAAAUACACCUUAAAGCGGGAUUUUAAGGAAACAUGUCCUACUGUGUUUCUGACUGUAACUUAUUCCUUAUCUCUUUGUUUUUGUUGGGCUGUUCCUCUGCUCACAUUCCCUCUUUCUCCCUUCUUUUCCUGCUCUUGAAGUCACUUCUGGCCCAGCGACCUUCCUGCACCCAUUCCCCACUGCCUUCUCUCACCAUCACCCCGCCAGUCCUUCAAUCUAUCUACUGUCCAUCACUUUCUUCUCUGGAAAUGAGCUGUUGUAAAAUACUAAGAGUAGAAACAAGUCAAGCUGUGAAAGAAUAAAAUAAAGGACUAAAAAAGAAAA